AUGGAAGAGGAAGAAAAAGGAUGGAAGAAGGGAUCAAUACAUUUUCCAGUGAAUUUCAAAAACAUCGAUGUGGUAGAUGCGAUUCCGCUCAAAGAUCUUGAUCGAUUGCUUUAUAUCUUGGUUUCAAGAGAUAUCGCUACAGCAAGUGUCAAAUACUCGCUGAUUCUCUCGGAAAAGGGCCAACUGAUUGUUCUCGGCUCCCAAUUCGUCGAUAAUAUUCUUGAAUACCGCACGAACGAAUUCUGCUUGUCAGCAAUGCUCGCAUCGAACGAUCCUUUCUACAAUCGCCCUCUUCGCUACGAGUGCGAGUACUUUCAAAAUCACGAAUGUGGCAACAAGCAAUACUGUAAAAUCAUCGUUCCCUUCGACACGCUAAGACUGACAGAUGAGCGAGAACAUUUGUCAACAAUCAAAUAUCAUCAAAAUUGGAAGCUUCAAUUUGAACUAAAGUGCUCCGCCAUCGUUCGUUCUCAAGGAUAUGUUGAGUUACGAUUUAAUGAUGAGUCGGUGUUUUUGAGGAUCGAAAUCGCUAAGAAAAAGUCAAUAUACUUCAAAUUUGGCAACAAAAAGGGCAUCAAUGAUGAGAUCUUAACCUGCCUAGAUGAAUGGCAAAAGAUAGAAAUUCAAAAUUCGAGUGGCUUUUGGCACAUCAAAAUCGUCACUGGACAAUACAAGAAAAAAUAUACUUCAAUCAAGAAAAUUUUCAUCGGCUCAGAUCUCGUGAUACCAGAUGAGAACCAAAGAGUAGAAGUUCAUGCAAAGGGAAGCGAUAUUUACCUGAGAAGUGUUUAUUACUUUGAGCGUUUGGAGCCGUUUAUCUUGAUGCUUGGCGAAGCGUAUUGGUUUGAUCAUGGAUGCGCCUUCUGUAAUUUCAAAAAAGUAACCUCUUCUGAUGGUUUUUACCGACAAGACGUAAAGCUUGACAUACCUAAAGCAAAAUGGGACCGACCGAGGAAAUUUCUCGACUCCUCUCGAGCUCUUUUACUCAAAGACGAGAUUUACUUCUUUGGCGGUCUAGGUGGAAAGAUGUCUGACGGAAGAAAGAUUGCAAAAUUGACGGAUUGUCGUAUUCGAGAAACAAAAUACAGGCUCAAAUAUCAGUAUCGCCGCUCUCGUUUGUCUGUCGUCAGCUUCAAUCGAGAAGGAAGAACACUUGGCAUGAUCUGCUUUUCGAAUGUUAUUGGCGACAAAUUUGCGUCUUUCAAGAACUGUGAAACAUUUGAUGGUCAAAAAACAAGCGUGAUUGAGUCGACAGCUUAUGAUCACAAGGCUGGUUGUCUGGGUCUCUUCAAGGGAAACCCUACUGCAAUUGGAAACUAUCUGGGCUCCGGAGAUUUCAACAAAAUUGAGACUCCAAGGGGAAUUACCGAAACUCUAACAUCAGAUGGAUGGCUUCGUCUCAAUGACCAUCCACGUUAUCCAGCAUAUCUGUCUUGUGUUUCAAUGGAUGAGGGGCUCAUGACUGUGGGCGGCCAAAGGAAGGGUUUUUGA
Messenger RNA from Oikopleura dioica, 1491 nucleotides. The record is from the annotation of a GenBank genome assembly. NCBI's taxonomy places the organism in Eukaryota, Metazoa, Chordata, Appendicularia, Copelata, Oikopleuridae.